Messenger RNA from Ostertagia ostertagi, 825 nucleotides. The record is from the annotation of a GenBank genome assembly. Lineage: Eukaryota; Metazoa; Nematoda; Chromadorea; Rhabditida; Trichostrongylidae.
AUGGUAUGGUCAAGCGCAGUUAUUCCGAAUCAAGUGCACGUGAAGAUUCGCAAGGUGCAGUCUUCUUCGGACCAUGGCCACGUCCGAUCGCGAACUCGAAGUCAGUCGACGGAACGUCGCCAUCAUAGAAGGCCUGCACCAAGUGAAAAUGUAUUCAUGGAUUACGGUGGUUACUUUACCCAGCAAGCGUCCGGUAUAGAUGGUUCAAAUCCGUUCCAACUCAACCCUAACUUCAAUCUUAACAACACCGCCGGUUACAGUAAUGGGGCUCAGACGCAGAUCUACAGCCAGUAUGCGAAUCCGUACCUAGCUGCCGAUCGCUUCAAGGCGACUUCAUCCACGCAACAGAAUGCCUAUCGACAGAGCACGCACGACUCCCUACAGGCGUUCUUCAACACUGGUCUUCAAUAUCAGCUGUAUCAGAAAUCAUCGCUUAUGGGAGCAGCUGAAGGUCGAAGUGCCACAAGUGGGAUAAUGGCCGGCAUUCCUGGUUCAUCUCUAGUUGGCGCCCUGUGUGGGAACCCAUCAGAGCGACGUAAGCAGCGACGAAUUCGGACGACGUUCACGUCUGGUCAGCUGAAGGAGUUGGAGCGGAGUUUCCUGGAGAGCCACUACCCGGAUAUCUACACCCGGGAGGAUAUUGCUAUGAGGAUUGAUCUAACCGAAGCCAGAGUUCAGGUGUGGUUCCAAAACAGACGCGCCAAAUACAGGAAGCAGGAGAAACAACGGCGAGCAAAAGAGGAAGGUGAAGACACCGAGAAAAAGUCGGAAGUUGACGACAAAGCUGCCAGCAGUGAAGCUCUAUCCGAUCUUGUCGACCAAUAA